Messenger RNA from Coffea eugenioides, 2695 nucleotides. Its product is annotated as KH domain-containing protein HEN4-like. Bases 296 to 2296 code for a protein of 666 amino acids. Lineage: Eukaryota; Viridiplantae; Streptophyta; Magnoliopsida; Gentianales; Rubiaceae. Gene Ontology annotation, molecular function: mRNA binding. The transcript has 8 exons. Gene Ontology annotation, biological process: regulation of gene expression. The record is from RefSeq and is a predicted model, not a curated record. Gene Ontology annotation, cellular component: nucleus; cytoplasm.
GGCCUUUUUCCCCGUUUUCAGACUACACAACACCUCAGUGGUUUCUUCUGAUUCUCCUUUCCAAAACCAAACCCCAUGGAGCAGGAGCUCAGCAAGCACCAAUCCCCUCGCCUUUACCACCAAAAAUACACCUCAAAACCCUCACUCAAAAAACACCGCAUUUUAGAGUAGGAAAUUUAGUCCGACUCCUUCGUCGACUCCUGGGUUGUGCCACUCGAAUAAGUUUUGCUGUAAACUCAUACCCCAGAAGAAAAAUAAGUAACUUUUGCUGUAGCAGUUGUAUAUUAGUUGAAUCAUGGAUGGAAACAGGAACAAUUUUUUGAAGCAACGGCCGAGCGCACACUUCAAGAAAAAAGCAGGUCCUAAAAAAGGAAAAUGGCAUAAUUCUGGCCAUGAAGAGUCCUCUGAAGAUUCACUUUCUUCGGACACUGUUUACCGGAUACUUUGUCAGUCUAGGAAGAUAGGUAGUGUUAUUGGAAAAGGUGGUGGUAUUAUCAAAGCCCUGAGAGAGGAGACCCAAGCGAAGAUCACAGUUGCUGAUGCUGUUCCUGGAUCAGAUGAAAGAGUCAUACUUAUUGUCAGUCCUUCCGCAAAACUAGCAAGAAGACAGAAUGCUGACAAGGAUGUUGAUGAUCAGGAUACUGAUUCAAAAGAGCAUCUGAUGGAGCCCCAUUGUGCAGCCCAAGCUGCUCUCUUGAAAGUUCAUGACAGAAUCGUCGAGGAAGACCUGGGCGGGGCAGAUAAUGAUGACAAAAAUGAAAUCGUGGUCACUGCACGGCUUCUUGUUCCAAAUAAUGUGGUUGGAUGCCUUUUAGGUAAAAAAGGGGAUGUCAUACAGAGAUUGCGUGGUGAGACUGGUGCCAGCAUACGUGUGCUUCCAGCAGACCAUCUUCCUUCCUGCGCCAUGAAUACUGAUGAAUUGGUGCAGAUAUCAGGUAAACCUGCAGUGGCAAAGAAAGCUCUGUAUGAAGUGGCAACUUUGUUGCAUCAAAAUCCUCGCAAGGACAAACUUCCUUUAAGUUUUCCUGCUUAUGGUACUCAAGGUUUUCACCCCUCUGGUCCUCCCUUGGCAAAUAUGCCGCCUCCAGGAAAUUUGACUUGGUCCCAGCGUAACCAUGAUGACCGUGGUAUGCCUAUGCCAUGGCCAGAAAGAUAUGGAAAUCUGCCUUCUGGCAUUAGAAGUGAUUUUGAUGCUUUUCCUCCUGUCGGUGGUGAAGAAGCUCCGUCGGAGUUUUCAAUAAAAAUUUUGUGCUCAGCUGCAAAGAUUGGUGGAGUAAUUGGUAAAGGAGGCUUCAAUGUGAAACAAUUACAGCAAGAGACAGGAGCUAGUAUUCAAGUUGAGAAUGUUUCCCCAGAAUCAGACGAGAGAGUAAUUCGUGUCUCCUCCUUUGAGGUUCUUUUGAAUCCAAGAUCACAAACUAUUGAUGCGAUUCUUCAUCUUCAAAAUAAAACUAGUGAGUGUAAUGAAAAAGGAGUUAUCACUACACGACUUCUAGUUCCAUCGAGUAAGGUUGGCUGCAUUCUUGGGCAAGGAGGUCAUGUUAUCAAUGAGAUGAGAAGGAGAACUCUUGCAGAUAUACGUGUAUUUUCCAAGGAAGACAAGCCCAAGUGUGCGUCUGAUGAUGAAGAACUUGUGCAGAUAUCAGGGAAUUUUGGUGUUGCUAAAGAUGCCCUAGCCGAGAUUGCAUCAAGACUCCGAACAAGAUGCCUUCGAGAUGCAAAUCCUAAAGGUGAACCUGCUCCUUCCAGAUCAGUCUCCGGGUAUGUUCCUUCAGGGAACUUACCAGGUAGAGACCCGCUCCUAUCUGGUGGCAUAAGAGCUGGCAGCUCGGGUAGAUAUGAAUUUUUUAAGGGCCGUCCUCAUGAAUAUGAAUCUCCACGGUAUCCAGUCCCUCCAAGUGCUAUGGGAUACAGUGAUGCGAAGAUCCAUAACAAUACUGUUGGUUCAAUGAUGGGACCUGGCAGGAGCAGUGUUGGUGAGAUUGCUGUCACGAGGUUGAAGCUUCAGGACUCUCUGUCUGGUCCUGGCCGUCUUGGCGACUUUUGGCGUUCUUCUGAUCACUUAAAUGCCGCACAAAGUGUGGUUCAGGCUUUUGGUUCGCCGGCUGGAAAGAGCAACAAUUUUCAACGGGAUCCUUAUCAAAGUUAUAGUGCACAACAGGGUAUCUACCAUGGCACUAAUGCUUCACAUAAUUCGUACCAAAAUCUCAACGCUCAGCAGGCUCCAUAUCAAAACAUAAAUAUGCAGCAGGCCCCGUACCAGAACAUUGGUGCACAAGGUUCUUACCAGUACUAAUGUGAGAUUUAAGCAUUUUUUGUAUCAUAGGCUCGUUUCCUUUUGAUAAUUUUCUAUUGUUGCUGGCUAACCAGUGCACAUGGCUAUAGAUUUAGAUUAGCAUUGACAUAGUGACAUGAAUUUCUUGUUCUUAUCUGCCAUACUGCUGUAUUUUGGGACUAUGAAUUAUACAGUCUCUUCUGAUGUUGGGCAUCAACUUCUUCGCCUCAUCAUAUAAUCUAGGACAUUUUGUAGAACAUCAGUUGCAUUUUUUUUUCCUUUUACAUAGGUAGGAGUCGUGGUUCUGAACUCUUUACUUCUGGCCAAAGGCAUCCGUCUGUUUACCAGCUAUGGGAACGUGCCAGUUUUAUUUUGGCUUACAUGCGUCAAUGCUGUAUUGAUUUGUGGCGUUCUAGACCA